Symbiodinium pilosum is the source of this 219-nucleotide messenger RNA. Lineage: Eukaryota; Dinophyceae; Suessiales; Symbiodiniaceae. The record is from the annotation of a GenBank genome assembly.
AUGGGGGCCGAGCCCCAGGUGUCGCACUGGAGGCAGCUUUUGGAGCAGGCACGAUUGGAGAAGAGCCUUGUGCCCGACUUGCAGGCCGUGGAGGACGGGAAUCCGGCCGCCUGCAAUGGGUCUGCCUUGCGGAUCUUCAGGCAGCGAUCGAUCCUUCAAGAGGAAUGGCUACAUUCUUUCAUGCCGCAAUCGAGGAGUCCCAUCUCAGCCACAAGUUGA